UCGGGGUAGGGGUAAGGGUGGUGUGGUUGGAAAGGAGAGAGGGAGCAUGUUAAAGAUCAGAGAAACUGACUGGCAUCUCACUCCACCAAGUGUUUGCUGCCCUCUUGUGGUCUCAGGGAGGGCUGUGGCUCCAAGACCUUUCCAACUGCCUGCCCGCCACCCCACCGGCAUGGUCUCAUUGGCAUCUCAGAUGCAGCUUAUCUGAACCUGGGAGUUAUCCUAGACUCUUCCCUCCUCCGUCCGAACAGUCGUCAAACCUACCUCCUGGUAUCUUCCAACUUACUCUACUUUUCCCCAUUCCCACUGCUAUUUCUCUGGUUCAUCCUUUCAACAAAUGAUGUGACAACCAUUUGAGCGCCUAUUAUACGCGGGCAAGUCUCCGUGGGCACGCCCCCAGGGACCUAGUGGCCAGGAGUCACCAGCAGUCACCAGCGGCUGCGGCCGGGCUCCCACUGCCGCGCCACACCCUGCGCUGCAGCCAGAGCGAGCUGUGCACAGGAACUGAUUUGACUUGCGUCUGAUGAAAACCACCCCCCCGCCGUGGUUCGCCAGUGCCCACAGUAUGAGGUGGAAGCUCAGAACUCGCCCCUCCAGCAGCAGCCCCUCCAAACGGAACCUCUUGAUCCUUCCCAAAGUGAAGCCCGGGGCUCCGCCUCUGCUCUUGCGGCUCGCCCUGUCAUCUUCCAAAGGCCAAAUCCUCCGCGUCCUUAGUACGCGGGACUCCCCAGACGGCCGCUCAUCUCCUCCUCAGGGCUCUCUCCGCCCCGUUAUGAGUGCUCCUUGCCGGGGCGAACGCGGGAGACCACCGUGCGCUCCGGCCCCGCGCGUCCCGGCUCGGCUCGCUCCCGGACGCCCCGGCCCCGCCCCGCCGGCGUGCGCGCCCCCGCAGCCCCGGCGCGCUCCCGGCUCGCGCCAUCUUGGCUUCAGAUCGAGCUUGAGGGGUGCGUGGCCGCGGCGUGAGCAGCGAGAUUCAGCCACGACACAGCAACAGACAACAAGCGGGAUGGAGCACUACCGGAAAGCUGGCUCUGUGGAACUCCCAGCAUCUUCCCCGAUGCCCCAGCUACCUCCUGAUACCUUGGAGAUGCGGGUCCGAGAUGGCAGCAAAAUUCGCAACCUUCUGGGGCUGGCGCUGGGUCGGUUGGAAGGUGGCAGCGCAAGGCAUGUGGUGUUCUCAGGUUCUGGCCGAGCUGCAGGCAAGGCUGUCAGCUGUGCUGAGAUUGUCAAACGGCGGGUUCCAGGCCUUCACCAGCUUACCAAGCUGCGCUUCCUGCAGACCGAGGACAGCUGGGUGCCAACCUCACCUAACACAGGCCUAGAUCCCCUCACGGUUCGCCGCCAUGUGCCUGCGGUGUGGGUAUUGCUCAGCCGGGACCCCCUGGACCCCAGUGAAUGUGGCUACCAGCCCCCAGGGGCACCCCCUGGCCUGGGCCCCACACCUAGCUCCAGCUGUGGCGCCCGACCCCGAAGAAGGGCUCGAGACUCCCGGUUCUGAGGACCUGCUGAGCAAGCUUUUCUCCAGGCCUGUGGGUGUAAGAUGGCUAUGCCUUCUUUGAGAAGACUCUGUAACUGCUCAACAUCUUGAACAAGACUUGAGUCUGCAGAACUGGGCCUCCCAGUCCUGCUUCAACUUCCGUCUGGCUUGUAGAAAGGGACUGCUGUGAAGAGUGACAGCUGUGGGGUCUCUCCUGGGUUCUGGAUUGCUUAAGAGGGGCUUACUCUGCCUUAUACCUGCUGUAUCUCUGAUCUACCUUCUGACAGAGGUCCAGGGAGUGGGCUGGGAAAUAAAUCAUUUGUCUGAUGA
This is a messenger RNA of Vicugna pacos (alpaca), 1804 nucleotides long. It is a transcript of the gene RPP25L, whose product is annotated as ribonuclease P/MRP subunit p25 like. The record is from RefSeq and is a predicted model, not a curated record. Gene Ontology annotation, biological process: tRNA 5'-leader removal. Gene Ontology annotation, molecular function: RNA binding. Lineage: Eukaryota; Metazoa; Chordata; Mammalia; Artiodactyla; Camelidae. Gene Ontology annotation, cellular component: ribonuclease MRP complex.